AUGACUCAAGGACAGCUUCUUGCUACGGUUGGGAACAAAAAUGGUGGCGAAGCAGCCCGCAAGCCCUCGAGAGUCACGGUGCGUCACUUUGAUAACUCGGCGCUCAUCCAGAACUAUGACAAAACUCUGAUCAGCAAGUGCUUGAACCCUGAGGAGCAAGACGUUAAGGCUUUAAUCAUCAUGUUACCAAAAAUCUGGAAGGUGGAAUAUAGAGUUGCUGGAGCUGAUCUUGGUUUUGGAAGGUUUCAGUUCGAUUUCCACAACGAAAAGGAUAUCGAGGAGGUCCUAAAGAUGCAGCCGUACCACUUUGAUUAUUGGAUGAUCUCUCUCGUGAGGUGGAAGCCAGUGAUGGAAAUGAGUUACCCCACGGAGAUUACUUUUUGGGUUCGUGUCUUGGGAGUUCCACUCCAAUAUUGGACAGAGCCAACUUUUGAGAGUAUUGGAGGAGCUAUAGGCAAUGUUGUCGAAGUGGACCUUGACUACGGGAGAGUUAAAGUGGUCAUCGAUGGAACACAGUGUCUCUGUUUCGAGACAUCAGUUGACUUUCGCGGGGGAGAAUUCUAUGGAGGAGGGGAAGAGCUGAUCGCUUUGAGAUACGAGAAGCUCUUUGGCUAUUGUUCUACGUGCUUCAGUCUCUGUCAUGGCAUGAAGAAGUGCUCACUGAACAAGGAGAGUCCGCGGAAGGAGAUAUAG
This is a messenger RNA of Brassica oleracea var. oleracea, 693 nucleotides long. RefSeq lists its product as uncharacterized. The transcript has a single exon. The record is from RefSeq and is a predicted model, not a curated record. Bases 1 to 693 code for a protein of 230 amino acids. NCBI's taxonomy places the organism in Eukaryota, Viridiplantae, Streptophyta, Magnoliopsida, Brassicales, Brassicaceae.